GCAACAGUAACCUAACGUAACGUCCGUUGAUUUAAAAACCCAACAGGUACUGGACGGUCGUCGACCCGUAGCUACGGUUAACUUAAACAGACGCUCUGUAUCGGAAUAAGAAAUGCUCGUUAUUUGUGGUUAAAAACACAGACACUUGGCUUUAAAAGGAAGUAUUUUUCUUAAGGAAGAUGGAGUUUGAGAUGACGGAGACUGUUCGCUCGACACCGAGUCGCCACGAGAAAAGUUUGGGGCUCCUCACGAUGAAGUUUGUCAGGCUGCUUCAAGAAGCGAAGGAUGGCGUCCUGGAUUUGAAAGUGGCUGCAGACAGCUUGGCAGUGAAACAGAAGAGGAGGAUAUACGACAUUACCAACGUACUGGAAGGAGUUGGGUUGAUUGAGAAGAAAAACAAGAACAUAAUCCAGUGGAGGGGAGAAAACUCAGGCAGCCAAACUCAGGAUGUGCUGGAGAAGCUGACCGUUUUGAAGGCACAAAUCUCUGAGCUGGAGGCCCAAGAGAAAGAGCUGGACCUCCAGAAGGCAUGGCUGGAGAAGAACAUCAAAGAUCUUAACAACGACACCAUCACCAGCACUUAUAAAUUUGUUACGCAUGAAGAUAUCUGCAAUGCCUUCAGUGGAGACACUCUUCUUGCUGUAAUGGCUCCUGCUGGGACUCAGCUGGAGGUACCUCUGCCAGAAACGGGCCAGAGUGGUCAGAAGAAGUACCAGGUGAACCUGCGCAGCAACUCGGCUCCCAUCCAGGUGAUGCUCAUCAACAGGGAUUCAGACUCCACAGUACCUGUGGUCUUCUCUGUGCCGCCCACCGACGACCUCUGUCCAAUGCCAACUCCCCCCAGCACCCCCGCCACCCUGCAGAGGUUUCCCCUCACCACGUCCAGCUUCUCCUCCUCCAACACCACCUCCUCCUACUGCAGCCAGGACUCCCUCUGCUCAGACCACCAGAUGGUGCUGCCCGACCACGAUGAUGCGCUGACGCCGUCCUCCACCCCUCCUGACAUGCAGAUGGAGUGUCACGUUCAGUCAGCAGUGAUGUUGGGACAGCAGCAGAUGGACCUGGACUCAGAGUUUCAGUCCGUUCUGGACGUGAGCAGCCUGCUGAAGCUCAGCGUGACUGGAGACCACAUGAAGGAUGACCGAGAGGGUGCUGUGGACCUUAUUGAUGAGCUAAUGUCCACAGAUGUAAUAGACUACAGCUUUAACCUGGAUGACAACGAGGGAGUGUGUGACCUUUUUGAUGUGCAGAUCCUAAAUUACUGAGGGCUAACUCUGCUGUACUCUUGUACAAUCUCAGGAGGCACUUUUUGCUUUGCUCUAAAGACACCCUAAAGAUGCCUUUCCCUAUUUUUGUUAUAAUUGCACAGCUGAUACUUAAGCAUACCACUGUCGUCUGAAAAAACACAGACUUUUUGCUGUCUGCCAGACAACUUCAGUCUGCUACUGGCCAUCCAACACAAAACCAAGUGCCUGAAAUACUUACCCAUACAGUAUGAACUUAAUGAAGCCACAAUGAAUCAGUAUAUAUCCAAUUGAAUUGUUUCCUAGUUGGAUAUCAUUCAGAGUAAUAGUUGGUGGAAAUAAGCCGGGACAAUCUUCAGCUUUACUGCACUUUAGCGUGUAUGUAUUUUUGUAUUUUUCCACGUCCAGAAAUGUGAAAAUCCUCCAACGUUUUUCUACUUCUUCCUCUUUCUGUUAAUGAAUGGUUCAGAUUGUGAGUGUCCUCUUUCGGUUGGUAUUCACAGUAACAUGUAACUAUUCGGUAUUGGCUUCUUCCUCACAUUUAAUACAGGGUUAAUGAUCUAGUUCAGGGUGUGUAAGAAACUUUACAUGAAAAGCAUAUUUUGUAAAACCUACCGAACUCCAUGGUUAUUUUCGAUAAAAUGGCAUGUUGUAUUUAAUGGGUGAAUCUUUUGGUUACGUUUUGUAACCUUGUUCUCAUGUGAAAAUGCCUGAAAGAUUUAUUUUCUAAAUUAUUGAGACACUGCCAUUUAAGGCCUCUAAAGUUUUCUUUUUUAUAUAUUUUGUAUAAUUAGUUAUCUAUUUAAAUAACUAAUAUUUUUUAUUAUUUAAUGAAAAAAAUACAUUCUUGGUUGUAGUUUGUUGAAAAUGAAGCUGUUCGACUGCCUUAAUUGUGAUAAUAAAUUAAUCAGCCAGAUAUAUGAUCUGAAUUAAAUGUUAAUUGUUGAGAUCUGAAAUAUUUUGUAUAUUUAUAGUUUCCUUUGAUUACAGAGGUCAUGUUUUUGUGACAUAUUGUUUUUUAUUUGCACAUUUAUGACGUUUUUUCAAUAAAGCUCCAUUUAGAAAGUUGCUGACAACUAGUGAUUCGAGUUUGAUUUCAACAUACUCGAUCUUCGUUAUGUAAGACUUGUUCGUCUGGGAGUAUUCAAGGUGUGUUGUAUCCAAAUAGUUCCUUUUUUUGGCUGAGUGAAAUGUUUUGCGCUAACAGAUGGCAAACAUCAGUCCAAUGGUUUCCACAUGAGAGAGCAUGUGUGCCAGAGCCUGACCUGCAGCAUCACUUGAUUUGUACCAGCUGGGAAACGGGAAGGAAAAAAACAUUAAAUGGAUUUUUUUUUCUUUCUAAUCUCAUUUUGGAGAACUUGUGAAAUUCAAAUGGUCAGAAAACACUCUAUGUUGACAUUUUGUCUGACGGGAUAAUGGCAUGACACACCACAGGGGGGAAAAAACCACAGACAUGCAAAGUCAUUAUUUCAAGUGCUGUGUUCAUGUCGGAUUUGCAAUUUCAGACAUUGUUUUAACUUGCUCACAAACAAUAAGCCCUGGACUUUUUAUGCAGCUAUAUAUACCUGUGAGAAAAUGAUGUAAUAUCUGACAUCCUUCAGCUGCUGCUUUAAACAUUUUCUCUUUAAAAGAUAAUCCUGUUUUGUUUUGAACCCUAGUAUAAAUUAAUAAAUGAUCUGUUCGCAUAGGGCAAUAUGUAAAGCGUCUUUGAGUACCGUAAAAAGCGCUAUAUAAAUGUGAUUUAUUAUAUUAUUAUUAAUCCUGACAGAUUACAAGAGCACAUUUUAGAGUUUAGACUACUGGUAAUUACCACUUACUUUGUGUAGCUAAAGAGGUACACAGUGUACUUUUACUGGACGUUAAACAAGUCUAUUACUCAAUGUUUAAAUGUGUGCAUCCCUCCUCCUCUUUGCCUCUUCAAGUCAUCUUGUCUGGUUAAUCAGUCCUAAAGAGAAAGAUCUGUAAUGAAGAAAUAGAGUUUGCAGCUAUCGCGACGGUCGGCCAUUUCCUCGUAAAAAGAAGUUACUGGGAGUUUUUUUUCAGUGCAAGUAUGUGUGCAGUAAAUGUGCCUCAGAUGUUCUGAGGAAGUCAGGAAACUAAUCUGGUUGCCCUGCAUGAAGGGAAGUUAAAUCCUGCUGGACUUAGAUCUGAGACAAGACUCUGCAAGCAGCACCACGAGGGACAUAAAGCUGAUAUGUGGUAACUUUUCAUUUUUAGGAACUACAUGUCAUCUAAGAAGAACAAACCCUUGAUCAGAAAGGACAUAGUUCAACUGGAACAUUAUUACUGUUUCAAAGUCAUACUUAUUCACUUCUAAUCAGUGGAGCAGCCAUGUGCAGUACAUCUGGUUUAUAGGCUGUGGAGAUGGCUAAGAUCAAGUAAAGAAGGAGUGUUUAUUUGAGUUGAUUUACAAUUAAAACAAUCAUGAAUCUAAACAAGUUUCAAAGUUGUUUUUCCAAAGCAGCUGGGUUCCAGUUCAUUCGUUAAGUGUGUGAUGAAGAGUAUCAAGUUCAAGUUUCUUUGUUAACUUUUUGUACUGUGAGCGCAUCUGGAAAAAAC
Eleginops maclovinus (Patagonian blennie) is the source of this 3803-nucleotide messenger RNA. RefSeq names its product E2F transcription factor 5 (gene e2f5). The record is from RefSeq and is a predicted model, not a curated record. NCBI's taxonomy places the organism in Eukaryota, Metazoa, Chordata, Actinopteri, Perciformes, Eleginopidae. The transcript is spliced from 8 exons. Gene Ontology annotation, molecular function: DNA-binding transcription factor activity, RNA polymerase II-specific; protein dimerization activity; RNA polymerase II cis-regulatory region sequence-specific DNA binding. Gene Ontology annotation, cellular component: RNA polymerase II transcription regulator complex. Gene Ontology annotation, biological process: regulation of transcription by RNA polymerase II. Bases 180 to 1265 code for a protein of 361 amino acids.